AAAAGAAAGAGAGACAUAAAGUAGAAGAUUUUUGAAAAAUAUUUUUACGACUCGGAGCUCAGAUAUGAAGUAAUACAGAAAGAUACAGUUGAUUUGAUAUAUUCUUCGAUUUGAAAAUUAUAAAUUCCCCUAAAACGUCAUCCUGUUUUGUCAGGAAGUUUUGUAAGGAAGAGUUGGUAGGUAGGUUCAGUAGGUAUUCGACAUCAUGGCCAAUAUGAUUAGUGACUUUUAGUUCCAAGCGUUUAUGGAGCGUUUACUGGCAUAAUGAUAGCGGGUGUUUAUGGUUGUGGUAUGGUAGUUGAAUAGCAUGUUGAAAAGUGAUUUAUAACAAUAAAAAGUAAAAGUAAUUACUUUGUAUAAUGCAACUAUAAUUGAGUAUUUUAGACAUACAUAGUAAAACAAUAUAUUUUAUUGUAUUAUAAAAUGCUGUCGACUGUUUUGAAGUCUGUAUUUGGUUAUGAUAAUUUCAAAAGCGAUGUUCAAGAACGAGCAACCACCGCUGUUUAUAAAGGUAAAAACGAUGUGUUUGUAUGUAUGCCAACUGGUGGUGGCAAAUCACUUUGUUUUCAAUUGCCAGCAGUAAUGAAAGAAAAUAAAGUCACAAUUGUUUUUUCACCUCUAUUAGCUCUAAUGAAGAAUCAAGUAGAUUUUUUAGUUAGUAAAAAGAUAAAUGCUACCUCAUUAAAUUCAAAUACAUCCACGAAAGAAAGAAAUGCAAUAAUGAAGGAUUUAACAUCUAAUACACCAAAGAUCAAAUUAUUGUAUGUUACUCCUGAAAUGGGAGCACAACCACAUUUUCAAGAUACAAUAGUAAAACUAAGAAAAGCAAAAGCACUGUCAUAUUUUGUUAUUGAUGAAGCUCAUUGUUUAAGUCAGUGGGGUCAUGAUUUUAGACCCAGUUACAGACAAUUAGGUGCAUUUAAAAAAUUAUGUCCCCAAAUUCCUAUAAUUGCUUUAACAGCUACUGCUGCAAAGGAGGUUAAAGAUGAUAUACUUCAAUCCUUAAAUAUGAAAAAUCCUUUGAUAUUUUCAGUGCCUGUCUUUCGACCUAAUCUUUAUUAUGAUAUAAGGUUUUUAGAAAUAUUAGACAAGCCAUUUGAACAUUUAAAGAAUUUUAUUUUAGAAGCGCUUGGCUCUCAAGAUGAAUCUACUCCAAAAGUGAAGAAAAAUUGUGGUAUCAUUUAUUGUAGAAAGAAGGAAGCAACUGAAGUGAUUGCACAUAAAUUGUCUAAUUCUGGUGUACAGACUUUAGCAUAUCAUGCUGGUUUGAAAAAUCAAGAGCGUAAUGAGGUUCAAAAUAAAUGGACAUCAGGUGAAGUACCUGUUAUUGCAGCUACAUGCAGUUUUGGAAUGGGUGUAGAUAAAGGAUCUGUUAGAUUUGUGGUACAUUGGACAGUCCCUCAAAAUAUAGCAGCAUACUACCAAGAAUCUGGUAGAGCAGGUAGAGAUGGUAAACCGGCUUUUUGUAGAAUUUAUUUUAGUAAUGAAGAAUACGGGCCUAUCGCGUUUCUUAUUAAAGAAGAAAUUACGCAGAAAAAUUCGGAACUCGUAAAAUUAAAAUGGAAAAAUUUUGAAAAAACAGUGUCAUAUUGUCUUGAAGCAAAAUGUAGGCAUGCAGUAUUUUCUAAAUACUUUGGUGAUAGUCCACCACCGUGUAAAAAUAGAUGCGACGUUUGUGAGAACAAAGAUGCUGUUCAAUCAAGGAUAUCACAAUUUGAAAUGUCUCAAACUAGAUCACAUAGACAUGGUGGUAAUUUCAAAUCACAUAAAUCUAGUAGUGGUUUAAGUGAUGUGGCAUUGCCAAAGUAUGAUAAUGACGAAGAUGAGUGCACAGAAAAUCCAGUUUCAAGAGAAAGACUUUUAGCGCAAAGCAAACGAGAAUCCAGAGACCUAAUCGAAAAACAGUUUGCACUUCGGAGAAAUAAUAGUAAAAAUGAUGAGAUAAGAAAACAAAAUCUUGAAGAUGCAAAAGAAUCUCCCGUAUGCGCAGCUGCAAGUACUGAUAUAAAAAUAAAGGGUUUGACUGUCCAAGUGCGGGAACACUUUUAUAUUCAAUUAAAGUUAGCAUUAGCAGAUAACUAUGAAAAAAUGUUUUCGGAAACAAAAGAGCAACUUCAAGAGAAAGAUAUACAUAACAUAGCAUUUGAGCUUGAAUAUAAAGCAUUAUGUAAUUCCAAAGUUGCAAAUAAGUAUAAGUUUGAUAUGUCUAAAUUGAUAUCUUCUGUGCGGAAGUGUAUUAACACUAAUACAGUUCACGAAUGUUUACGUGAUUAUAAUACAAAAAGUAAACAGAAUAUAGAAUCAGGAUGUUUGAAUGAUGAUACUGCUUGGAAAAGCAAACAAGAUGAAAUAGGUGACAGGCUAGAUACACGAAAUGAAAGUGUGUUAAAUAAAUUUUGUAAUAAAAACAUUCGCGUUCCUUCCCAAGAAUCAAGUGCCAUAAGCAAAAAUAUGUUAUUUCCUACAUUUAAGACUGCUUUAGAAUUUAGGAAUGACGAGAAAGUAACAAAAGUCUCAUCUAACAGUAAUAACAAAUAUUUAUUUCAUGCAAGCAGUUUAAACAAUGACAAUAAAGAUAGUGCAACAGGAACGGGAUUUAAAGUCAAUAAACGUACUAUUGACUUUAGUGAUAGUGUAGAUGAAAAAGAUAAUACCGUAAAAAAUGUCAAAUCUUUCGAAUUAACUGGUUUCACAUGCGCUCGAAAACUCCACGAAGAAAAUAAAAUGAUAUAUAAAUGUCUUGACAAGAAAUCACGAAAAUCAUCGCAGGAAGUUGUGAAACCGGAUAUAAAAAUUAAAAAAACACCUCGUGCAACUAAAACAGUAUACGAGCAGAUUUUGAAAUCUGCGAAAUCGGAAACUGGCGUUGCAAUUAAAGAAAUUAUUUCUUCAACUUGCAAUGAAUCAAUUUCAAUGAAUGAUACAAAUGAUGAUAGUACAAAUACAAUUAAAAAUUCAACACAAUCGAAAAAUGAAAGUAAAAGACGGCGUGCAGACUCAUCUGGAAAUUAUGUAGAUACUGAAUCAAAUAAAAGAGUGAAGGUCGAUGAAGAGAAAUUUCCUGAAGGAAAUAAUGAAGAAAUUACUGAUCACAGUUAUAAAGAUAGUAUAAAUGAAAUUGUCAAUCGAACAAAAGAUAAAAUUAUAGAUAUUAAAAAUGAAAAAUUGUCGUCAAAUGUAAAAAAUAAGAGUAAAGAAAUAAUACCAAAAGAUGAGAGUACGGGAAUUGAACAUUCAGAGUUAAAAAAAUUUUCAGAAGAGACACGUCAUAAAACAAGUCGUCCUAAACAACACUCAGGUGAAAAGAAUAAGAAGAUCAUGGUGCCUGCUGAUAAAGCCACGCAAUUUAAGACUGCAGAAAUUUUAAAAUCGUAUUUAAUGAAGUACUAUCCAUCCAAACAUAUACCUGAUAGAACAACAUUUUCCAAAACUUGUAGAGAAAUGCACCAUACUAUACUAGGUCAAAAAAUAUUCGACAAAGAGGGAAUACAGAAAUUCGUUAAGAAACAUAUGACAGAAUUAAUAUCUAUGGAAAAUGUUUAGCAAAAUCAAUGGCCCUUGAUAGCAAUUAAAAUAUAUUUGUAUAUAUGUCUACAUAAAUAUGGAAUCAUAAAUUCUUGUAAUUAUCUACUUUAUUUAUUUUGUAUACGACAUAAUAUUAUCUGUAUAUAAAAGACCGCUACUAGUUAGUUAUAUUUAAACCCCAAAUAGCUUCAGUGUGAAAUUUAAAUUCCUUAAAUUUUUGUAUUUAUCGAUUUUUUAAUUAUAUUUUGUAAGCUUAAUAAUGUAUUUAUAGACACAUGUCUAUUAAAACUAUAGUUUAUCCCAUUAUUAUAAAAAGAAAAUAUUUCUAUGUGUGAUAUUAAUUUCAUUGUCUUCUUUAUUUUGUUUUUCAUAAUAGAAACGUAGGGUUAAGUGUUAGGUGUUUCCCAAAUUCCAGAAGAUGAAGUACCAAGAUAAUAAAUUUGUAUUACAAACAUUAUUUAUUGAGCAAUUUUUGUAAACACUCACAUCACUAACAUUUCACUGGCAAGAAUUACAGUAUUUGUUACAGUGAAAAAGAUAGCAGUCAUUACAUAUGUGCACAUAUGUGAUAUUAAAUAGUUUUAUUCUUAUGAACUAUAUUGAACAUCCAACUGAAGGAAACAGAAAUAAUGAUGUGUACUAAUACAUUAAACAAUGUUUUCCCAUCCUAUUAUAGUUAAAUAUUAAAUGAAUAUGACUCCUAGGAAUAUGUUUAUUUUCAUACUAUAAGAAUACUGUUUCCUUAGUUGAUACACUAGCUCUACAGGUGAGGCAAGAUUGAUAUUUAAGAAGGGUUUAUAUUUAUUGACCUACUUAAAAAUGAAAUUGAUACAAGAACCUGUUAUUUUUAAUAUAAUGAUUUGACAUGUUAUAUCUUUUAUAAAAAUUCCCCCUUGUUGCGUUUUUUUUUUGCAAUUUUUACAUGCAAUAUAUAAUAUGCAUUUUUUAUGCUCAUUAUUAAUAUACAAUAGGGGUUAUGGAAAUUGCAAAACUUUUUAAAAAUAAUUUGUGGAAUUUGUGGCCGCAUUGCAAACUUGAUGGCUGUAUUCAUGUGAGAAUACAAACAUUAAUAUUUUUAAGGUCAUGCAAUUUUUAUGGUCACUACUAUACCCAAUUUGGACAGUGUAAAUACUAAAUCUACUGCUGAUUCGUAACUUUUGUCUAUGUACAAUAUUUACAAGUGAUUCUUCGAAUAAAAUAGUACAUUUUAUUAAAUUGCCGUGUAAAGAUUUGCAAAGCAUAUUUGCAUGCAUGAAGGUAAUUACAAAAUAGUUUCUGGAUGCACAAGUACAUUAAAAAAUAUGAUUUUAGUUUUCACUAUUAUUCGUACUUGUUAUAUCAUUAAUUUUAACGAAGAAAAUCGCUUGUGUCUUUUAUCUUUUGCAAAGUAAUGUAAUUACUAUUUUGGAAUUAUACAAUUUUCAGAAUGCAAACUUUUAUAUUAUAUGUAUUCUAAUCAUUUUUUAAAAGUUAUUUCAAAAAUAAACUAAUUGUAAAUUUCAUACUUAUUCGAGGUAACAGUACACUCGAAUAAUUUUUUCAUAUUAUUAAUUAUUAAUAGAAUGAAUAAUUGUUUAAUUAAAAAUUGAAAAGUAAAUUCGCGUUGAAUCUCGCGUCUAUUGAUAAAAACUGUUGACGAAAUACAUGAAAUAAUGUACCAUGAGAAAUUUCGAAAUUUUUCUUAUAAAUAAUACUUUCGAGGACAUAUAUGAUAACUUAUGACUAAAGUGCAAUAUAUUUUAAACGAGCGAAUUAAAUACAUAGUUACAAUUAAAAUUGUUUUUUUUUCUGUUUUGGCUACUUGAAUUAUAUAAAUAUAUAUUUUCAUUUCAUGUGAUGUAUAAAAAUGCGUUAAAAUUAUUGAAAUGUAGAUAAUAUUUUUCCAACAUAAUUUAUGUAUCUAUGUAUUUUUAUUCAAUUUUAAAUCUUAUUAUAGUAUGGAAGUAGU
Hylaeus anthracinus is the source of this 5473-nucleotide messenger RNA. RefSeq names its product ATP-dependent DNA helicase Q5-like. Lineage: Eukaryota; Metazoa; Arthropoda; Insecta; Hymenoptera; Colletidae. The record is from RefSeq and is a predicted model, not a curated record. Gene Ontology annotation, molecular function: 3'-5' DNA helicase activity; ATP binding; nucleic acid binding. The transcript is spliced from 13 exons. Gene Ontology annotation, biological process: double-strand break repair via homologous recombination. Bases 424 to 3543 code for a protein of 1039 amino acids. Gene Ontology annotation, cellular component: chromosome; cytoplasm.